CCAAAAGGUGUCUCCAGCCUCCCAAAAGUAACAUGAGACAAUGUAUACAUAGGAAACGCCUGUUUGGUGUUCAGAGUUCAGAAUCAGCCCAAUUCUGAGAAUAGCAAAAAGAAACUAAAUUCCUCUCCUCUCUGCAGAAGCAGCCAUGGCUGCUGCAGAUCCAGCACAACUGUUCCUAGGUGAACUGACUUGUUCACUGUGUCUGGAUUAUUUUCAAGAUCCAGUGACUUUAGAUUGUGGGCACAAUUUCUGCCAAGCCUGCAUCAGUGUGUGGUGGGAGGGACUGAAGACAGACUUCUCCUGUCCAGAGUGCAGAGACACCUUUUCCCAUAGAAACUUCAAACGAAACAGGCAUCUGAAGAAUAUUGUGGAAGCCUCCAGAACACUUAGACCGGAGUCAACAAAUGGACCAGAAGUCAGUAACGUGUGUAAGAAACACAGCGAGGUUUUAAAAGUCUUCUGCCAAGAGGAUCAAACUCCCAUUUGUAUGGUUUGCCAUCUGUCCCGAGAUCACAAAGACCACACUGUGGUUCCCAUAGACGAAGCUGCCCAGGAUUACAAGGAUCAGAUUCUGAACCAUCUGGAGACUUUAAAGAAGAAUCGAAAAGAGGUUCUGACAUUCAGAUCGAAUGAGGAAAAGAAAAGCCAGGAACUACUGAAAAAGACAGAAACCGAGAGGCAGAAGAUUGUGUCUGAAUUUCAGCAACUGCAUCAGUUUCUGAAGAAACAAGAGAGAUUCCAGCUGGCCCAGCUGGAUGAGAUGGAGCAGGACAUUGUAAAGAGGAGGGAUGGAUAUAUUGACAGACUAAAUGAGGAAAUAUCACUUCUCAAUAAGUUGAUUUAUGAGCUAUACAAGAAGUGUUGGCAGUCAGCAAGUGAAUUUCUGCAGGACAUCAGAAGCACCUUGAGAAGAUAUGAAAGAAAGACGUUUCAGAAUCCUUUGUCUCUUUCUCCUGAACUGAAAUGGGGCAGCUGGAAUUUCUCUGAAAAAUCCACAAUUCUACACAACAUACAGAAGAAAUGCAGAGAAUCUUUCUCAUCUGAAUGGAAAUUGCACAAAGUAAACGUGACUCUGGAUCCAGACACGGCCCAUCCCGAGCUCAUCGUGUCUGAGGAUCGGAAAAGUGUGAGACGGGGAGACACAGGGCAGGCUCUGCCCAACAAUCCUGAGAGAUUUGAUACCAAGCUCUGCGUGCUGCGAUGUGAGGGAUUCACCUCUGGGAGGCACUGCUGGGAGGUGGAGGCAAUGGGACUCUGUGCUGUUGGGGUGGCCAGAGAGUCUGUGAACAGAAAGGGAAAUAUCAACUUUAGCUCUAAGGACGGGGUCUGGGCUGUGGAAUGGAGCGGGGAACAGUGGUGCCGGGCUUCUACCUCUGCUGUGAUCAAACUGUUCCUGAUCAAGGCACCUAGCAGGAUCCGGGUUUAUCUGGACUAUGAAAGGGGGAAGGUGGCAUUUAUCGAUGCAGGUAAAGGGGACCCAAUCUUCACUUUCCCAACAACUUUUUUCGCUGGUGAGAGAAUCUGCCCGUUCUUCCGAGUUGGAUUCAGGAGUCUCUCUGGUCUGUUCCAUCCCAGUUCCCAACUCACACUGUGUCCCUGAGAUGCCCUGUCAGGCCUAGGGUGACCAUCUUUGUUGGCUGGAAAGAAGGGAAAGCCCACGUGAAAAAUAAGGGACAAGGCUUUAUUUUAAAGGACGUGGAAGGGAAACGCUAUUUCCUUUAACCUGUCAUAUAUAUUUCUCUCUCAAGUUUACCUCAAGAAUACAAUGCAAUUAUCAUAAACUUCAAUGUAAUGUUUAAAAUGGUCAGGGACAUCUCUUAAAAUAAGGAAUGGGUGGUCACCCUAAGAGACAAAUCGAUGAAAUAAGCAACAGUCCAUUAAAAGAAGGGAUGAGUGGUCAUCCUAGUCAGACCCUAUGAAGCAUGCUGUGCUAACCCCAGCUUCUUAGUCUGUAUGACCCUGCAGAACACAGCCAGACCCUUUCCCACCUGAAUUCCAGCCAUCAACCACCCAUCUGUACCACCAUGGAGACAGGGAUAAGGAGAGGGUUGUGGAGCUCUGUGUGAGGGCAGAGAGGUGUUCUAGGCUGAGACUCUAUGAUCCAGGAUGUCAAAUCUGUCUGGAGUGAGACCCCGAGGGAGACCCAACCAAGGCCCUGGGAGGGAGAGGCCUGGCUGAAGAGGGGUUGUGCUUAA
Molecule: messenger RNA, 2195 nt
Organism: Mauremys mutica (yellowpond turtle)
Lineage: Eukaryota; Metazoa; Chordata; Testudines; Geoemydidae
Product: E3 ubiquitin-protein ligase TRIM39-like
Exons: 7
Coding region: 146-1600 (484 amino acids)
Molecular function (GO): zinc ion binding; protein binding
Source: RefSeq, a predicted model, not a curated record